Messenger RNA from Aspergillus nidulans FGSC A4, 789 nucleotides. RefSeq lists its product as uncharacterized. The record is from RefSeq and is a predicted model, not a curated record. The transcript has 5 exons. Bases 18 to 680 code for a protein of 220 amino acids. NCBI's taxonomy places the organism in Eukaryota, Fungi, Ascomycota, Eurotiomycetes, Eurotiales, Aspergillaceae.
CUCGUUUUGAUUAUAGGAUGUGGUCGUUUAGAAAUAUCUACCGUCAGAUUCCCAGACGGACUCAAUUUCGAUCUGUGUCGACGUUAGAGGGUCACCCUCAUAUCUAUGUAUUCCCAAGCAAUGGAACACAUGUCCUAUCUCUCCUGCCCACUGAACCGCCAAGCGCCGAUCUAGCCAUUGGUGUCACUUCGAAGCUUCCUCCCACCACAGACUCCUUCCGCGAGAACCCCAAGUUUCUAGAAACUCUACAAGAAGUCGUCGCUCAACAUGGACACGAAGAUCCGGACGCGAUUUCACAAGCCCAGGUGAUGGUAUCCACGUCUGGCGCUAAUAUCGCUUCGGGCGGCGUCCUUAUGCCUGGGUCGCAAACUCGACGACGCCGUGGUGGUGCUGACAUGACCAGUGGAGCCAGCGGUCAGGGGGGUGCCGGGUCUGCUGGGAGAGGGGGAUGGAUACAUAUAUCGGACAGCCGACGGCCACCGGAGUACGGAAGGAUUGCAUGGCCUGAGGACAUUUUUGGGAGUCUGGAGGUAGACGGCGAUGGAAAGUUUGUGGGUGGCACAGGAAAUUACCAAGCAAGCGGAACUUAUCGAAUCGUCACGCGAGACGGCAUUCUCGGUUUAAGCCCAUUCCUCAGGGAGAAACUUAUUCAGAAACUGCGCGAACAAGAAGCGCAAUGAGUACCAUCAGGGGCUCUAUCUGUGCAAAAUCAUGAAAUGUACCAUACAGCGCGCUGCUGGACAGUUGAUAAUCAUUCCGGAUUCUUAUCACAGACCGUAUCAUUUCGUU